Messenger RNA from Aspergillus nomiae NRRL 13137, 1130 nucleotides. Its product is annotated as NADP-dependent oxidoreductase. Gene Ontology annotation, cellular component: mitochondrion. The transcript is spliced from 4 exons. The record is from RefSeq and is a predicted model, not a curated record. NCBI's taxonomy places the organism in Eukaryota, Fungi, Ascomycota, Eurotiomycetes, Eurotiales, Aspergillaceae. The coding region runs from base 31 to 1113 and encodes 360 amino acids. Gene Ontology annotation, molecular function: oxidoreductase activity.
UCAAUUAGCUUCGUCAAACUAUACUUAAGAAUGCUAUCGAUCAACAUCCCUUCCUACUCCGACCCGUCUGGGUACAUCCUUUCCGAGCUACCAGCACCGGAAAUCACCGACUCGAACGAUGUCCUCAUUAAGGUCCAUGCCGCCAGUGUGAAUCCAGUUGAUCUGAAAAAGGCAGAAGGUGUUCUAAAAGCAGCACUCAAAGACACAUUCCCCUACAAGAUCGGAUAUGAUUGUGCCGGCAUAGUGACCAAAACUGGGCAAAGUGUAACCCGAGUUAAACCUGGAGAUGAAGUCUACGUUCGAUUGCCAGAGUCACAUCGGGGAGCAUGGAGUGAAUACGCUAAAUGUCCGGAAGAAUUCAUUGCUCUGAAGCCACCAUCGCUUUCUUUCGAGAGCGCAGCCGCCAUUCCACUGGCAGCGACAACGGCCUUUCAGGCGCUCCAGAAGUACAAUGGCGACCUUUCGGGGAAGACUGUAUUUGUGCCUGCAGGAUUGGGUGGAACCGGUCUAUAUGCAUGCCAACUAGCAAAACAUGUUUUCCAUGCCGGCAAGGUGAUCACGACGGUUUCGACGUCUAAAAUCCCGAAAGUAGACGAACUGUUAGGGAAGGGAACCGUUGACCAGAUAAUUGACUAUACGAAGUCUGAACCAAAGGACGCUAUCCCGCACGGCUCGGUUGAUUUCCUGUUCGAUACCGUUGGCCUGUCCAUGGAGUAUCUUUGUCUGAUGCGGCCGAAGACCAGCCGGAUUGUCUCGAUCUCAACCUUGCCAUCGGGAAAUCUGCUACAGAACUCAUCAGUCAUGCGACUUCCUCAUCGCCCGACUCUGCCCUUCAUCUAUAAACAAGCAUUAAAUCUGAUGGAUGCCGCCCGUAAGCUACGUGCACGACGAUACGGUGUGGAGUACUCAUAUAUGUUCCUGGAGCCCAGUGGGAGAGACCUGGAUCUAUUGCGCGAAUAUGUCGAGAAAGACCAGUUGAAACCAGUGGUUGGAACCACGGCUAAUAUGUGGGAGAUUGAGGAGGUGCGAAAAGCCUGUCAGGUUGUAUACAACAAUCGCGGUGGUCUGGGGAAGGUAGUUAUUAGAGUUGUCAAGCCCGAAAAUCCGCAAUAACCUCACCCGCCUGAUAG